AUGACUAUCAAGCAUUUCUCUGUGGAGUACGAUCAGAUAAAUGGAAGAGCACAUUUCUCUCCUGAAGACAAGCUCUCUGGCAGAGUGACCGUGGUGACCAGGAAAGAAACCAAAGUGCAGAGUUUGAUGGUCAAAACCAAAGGAAAAGCCCGGGUCAAAUGGUACGAUCGAGACGGACCAAUCACAACCCUGCACCAAGACAAGAAGAAUUACUUUGACUUUGAGAUGAUUAUUCUUCAGGAUAAACAUAAAGGAGAUGGUUCAGAAAUCAUUGGUCAAGGGAGAAAUGUGUAUCCUUUUACAUUUAUUAUCCCAAAUACAGAUAUGCCUUCAUCAUACGAGGGAAAAUGGGGCAGGAUUAUUUACAGUUUAAAAGCACAACUGACACUGUCAAUCUGGAGCAUCCACAAAACCAAGAUUGAAUUUCCAUUUCUCACCAAAUCUGACUUCCCCUUCGCUUCCAAAUCAGAAAUGAUAAUCAUGGGACUUCAAGAGCAGCAAUCUGCAACAAAAAUGUCAUUUUAUGGAUCUGGAAUGGUUACUUUGAAUGUUACUUCAGAAAAAAUGGGACUGAGGCAAGGUGAAACAAUGCACGUGUCUGUCCAAGUACUCAACAGCUCAACUCAAGCAGUCAUGCCCAAAUUCUACCUUUGUGAGAAACAGACCUUCGUCGCUCAGUCAAAAACGAUUGUGCAUGUAAAUGAGAUCCUCUUUGGGACCGGAGAAUCAGUCCAAGCUCAGAGCAGUGGAACCAUUCAGAAUGUUCUGAGUAUCCCUUCACAGCUCCCCCCGACCUUCUUCAGCUGCUCAAUGAUGAAGCUGGAGCAUACAAUCAAGGUCACUCUUGGUGACCACCUGGCCAGAGAUCCAGACAUCAAACUUCCCCUAAUCGUUCUUUUGGGUUCGUCCAAACCACAUCCCAAAAUAACAACUGCACCGUCCAAGCCCACGUUGAGCAGUGAAGCAAAGAAAUCCUGGUGAAGGUGAAAAAGAAGUUGUAUUUUUUAAAAUAAUUUUGAUUAUUUGUAUGAAUUGUGUGAACUAGGCAUUUAACAUGCACAGAGUGUCUGAAAAGGUGAUGGAGAUGAUAAAACGUAUAAAACAGGGGCAUCCAAAUUGUGGCCACAAAAUAAACUCAUCUCGGAUUAAAAGCUGACGCAAAAGAAAACAUUGUAGCUGGCCCAAAUACCCCCUAAAAUGGAACCUGUAAACCAAAAUGGCUGCCGGAUUUUACUGAUCAUUUCUGUGUCACAAAUACAUGAUU
Molecule: messenger RNA, 1264 nt
Organism: Entelurus aequoreus (snake pipefish)
Lineage: Eukaryota; Metazoa; Chordata; Actinopteri; Syngnathiformes; Syngnathidae
Product: arrestin domain-containing protein 3-like
Exons: 6
Coding region: 1-981 (326 amino acids)
Biological process (GO): protein transport
Cellular component (GO): cytoplasm; plasma membrane
Source: RefSeq, a predicted model, not a curated record